Molecule: messenger RNA, 1128 nt
Organism: Phlebotomus argentipes
Lineage: Eukaryota; Metazoa; Arthropoda; Insecta; Diptera; Psychodidae
Product: omega-amidase NIT2-like
Exons: 4
Coding region: 113-982 (289 amino acids)
Biological process (GO): L-glutamine metabolic process; oxaloacetate metabolic process
Cellular component (GO): mitochondrion
Molecular function (GO): omega-amidase activity
Source: RefSeq, a predicted model, not a curated record
AGGCGGUGAAAAGGUAUAAAACCUUUGGCGAGACAGUGCAGCUCUGCCAGUCAUUCUCAAUCCGCUCUCGGAAAGUGAUCCUCAGUCGUGUGUAAGCAGUGCUCAUUGGAAAAUGUCGAAAAAUCUGCGUCUCAUCCUCAUUCAGCACCGCACCGCCGGUGAUGUGAAGGAGGACAACGUGCAAUAUGUCCUGGGCAAGAUCCGCGCCGCCGUGGCGGACGAGAAGCGCACGUCCGUGCCGAUCCUCGUCGUGCUGCCCGAGCUCUUCAACUCGCCCUACGGCCCGUCCUUCUUCGACAAGUACGCCGAGGCCAUUCCCGAGGGCUACACCAGCAAGGCGCUGUCAGCCGUGGCCAAGGAGCUGGGCAUCUUCAUCAUCGGCGGAUCCUAUCCGGAGCGCGAUGCACAGAACCCCAAGACGCUAUACAACACGUGCACCGUGUGGAAUCCCAAGGGCGAAAUGAUCGGGAAGCACAGGAAGGUGCACCUGUACGACAUUGAGGUGCCCGGAAAGGUGACGUUCAAGGAGUCCAGCGCCAUGACGCCCGGCAAGAACUUCACCAUCGUUGAGAUUGGCCCGGCCAAAAUCGGAAUCGGCAUUUGCUUCGACAUUGAGUUCGACGAGUUCGCGCGUGUGUACAGGAACGAGGGCUGCAACUUCCUCGUCUACCCGGCCGCCUUCCCCAUCUACACCGGCGAGCUGCACUGGGAGCUGUACCAGCGGGCGCGCGCCGCCGACACGCAGAGCUACGUGACGAUGGUGUCCGCGUCGCGUGACUACACGAACCCCUUCGUCAACUGGGGCUACACCAUGCUGGUGGACCCGUGGGCGCGCGUGGUGAAGAAGGCCGGCGAGGAGGAGGAGAUCAUCAAGGCGGAUCUCGACUUCUCCAUCGCGGAUUCGGCUCGUGAGCAGCUGCCGUGCUUCAGGAAGCGCAGGACUGACAUGUACGAAGUGGUGGCCAAAGUGCCGCUCAAAUAAGUCUGCAGGAGUGUCGAGAUUCGGCCCAGGCACUAUUUGAUGUACACGCGAUACGUUUUCUCCAUCAGAGCGUCCACGAAGUUGUCAAUUGGAUGGAUAAUCACUGUAAAAUAGGCGGCAAAUGAAUAAAUUGAGAGAUCUUUAAA